Messenger RNA from Syngnathus typhle (broad-nosed pipefish), 1620 nucleotides. RefSeq names its product calcium-binding and coiled-coil domain-containing protein 1-like. The transcript has 11 exons. Lineage: Eukaryota; Metazoa; Chordata; Actinopteri; Syngnathiformes; Syngnathidae. The record is from RefSeq and is a predicted model, not a curated record. Bases 214 to 1569 code for a protein of 451 amino acids.
CUCAAGUCAGUGUGAUGGUGAGGGUGAACUACAUUUUCCAUGGUCCUUUGGCGUGACUGUCCUCAGACUGCACCGAGUCCACUCAAGUCAGUGUGAUGAUGGAAGCACAGCUGUGAAGUGUGAACGUGUGAACGUCUUACAAGCUACGUUUUAUUCCCCAGCUGUCCUUCUCCUGUUGCCGGAUCAGCGUGUGCCUUCCUCCUCGUCAAAGUCAUGGAGAAACAAUAUCCACAGUCCUCGGUGGUGUUUCGAAAUGUGGGUCAACGUUACUUCCCCCAAACCAGAGUCGAGUGUCACUACAGCGUGCCUUCAACCCAUCAGUGGAGCAGCAGUGACUGGAUUGGGAUCUUCAAGGUGGGAUGGUCGUCACUUAGCGAGUACCACACAUACGCUUGGUCGCUUGUCCCCGAAGGCUACGUCGAAGGAAGUGCUGUUGACUCCUGUGCACUUUUUCAAGCUUUCUACCUGCCUCGCCCCAGCCCGGUGGAGUACCAAUUCGUCUACGUCGACAAGAUGGGGAAAGUGUGCGCCCAAAGCCGACCCUUCACCUUCUGCGCCCCCAAACCUCUAGAUGAGUUGGAGACCUUGAGUGAAGAGCGAAAUGAGGAAGAAGGAGGAGGCUAUGAUGACGAGGAGGAGCUGCUCCUUGUAGUCCCCAGAGCUCAGCUGCUCCAGAGUGAGCUGGACAAGUGCUUGAAGGAGAAAGCAGAGUUGUGGCAGGCUGUGCAGGAGGCCAAACAGGAAAUAGAGGAGGAGAGGAGGAGCAACGUAAAAGCUAAGGUGGAAUGGGAGAGCGAAAGGGAUGCUUUGAAGGAGGAGCUAGACCAGCUCAAUCAAAACCUGACACAUAAAUGUGACGCCUUGAAGAAAGUGGAAGGAGAAAACAAAGAUGUGAAGAGCAGUGAGGAGAAUCUCUCCUCGGAACUGAGUCAACUUACGGAUGAACAAGCGCACAUUCAGCAACAAAUGAAAGAUUUGGAAGAUGAAGUCAAGGUGUUGACUGAUAGAGAGAAAGAGACAAAAGUGGAAAUGGAAAGGCAAGAGGAGAUACUGAUGAAACUAUCGGCUCAGAUAAAAAAUGUCGAAGAAAAGAGAAAGUUGCUGCAGGCAGAGCAUGAAACUUCGCAGGCAGAGGUCCGCGGCCUGCAAGCUCGCCUGGAGGCGAGCGAGCGCUCAGCCGAGGGACUUCGCGGCGAGCUGAGGGAGCUGGGCACCCGCCAUGGGCACACCCAUGCCGAGCUGCACCAAAGCCGACUGCAGGUGGCCCAACUGGGCCUGCAGCUCUCUGAGGAGAAGCUUCUUCUCAGGGAGGAGCGUGCCAACUGGGCCCUGGAGAGAGAAGCUUUCCGGAGUGCGGCACAGGCUGACCACCAGAAAAUAGAGGACCUGAGGAUUAAAGUGCAAAGGGCGGAAGAGCGACUGCUGGAGAAGGAGAAAAUGCCGUUUUGGAGAGAGAAUGACAGUGAUCGUAAGCAGACUGACAGUGGCAAGAAACAAGUGAUGCAGGCCGUGGACCGCCGCCUUGCAAACUCUGUAUUCAGUGAAUCGGCGAGCUUCAUCAUGUGGUGACGUAAAGAACUGUAAGAUUGCAGGGCUAAGAUUAAAGGAAGGGCAAAUUGA